Xenopus laevis (African clawed frog) is the source of this 1594-nucleotide messenger RNA. RefSeq lists its product as uncharacterized. The transcript is spliced from 2 exons. The record is from RefSeq and is a predicted model, not a curated record. Bases 94 to 1164 code for a protein of 356 amino acids. NCBI's taxonomy places the organism in Eukaryota, Metazoa, Chordata, Amphibia, Anura, Pipidae.
GAAAGUCGCUUUAAGCGGUACAUAUACCAAUAUUAUAGAUAUGUCGAUGAUGUCUUGAUUCUGUGGAAAGGCCCCCUAGAUAUCUUCCAUGAAAUGGUAAAUGAAGCAAACAAGGCACAUAACACCAUUAAAUUUACAUUGGAAGUAGGAGGUAAAACGCUGAAUUUUUUGGAUGUACACCUUGAAAUUGUGGAGGGCCAAGUAUGCACCAGCCUGUAUCGUAAGGAGACUGACAGGAACAAUGUCUUACAUGCUAACAGCUUUCACGCACCAAAUAUAAUUAAGGCUAUCCCUAGAGGGCAGUUCCUACGGGCUCGUAGGAUAUCCUCAAACACAGGGAGCCUGAUUAGUGCCACGGAAACACUGAGAGGAAGGUUUCUAGAUAGAGGCUAUAAUCGCAAGCAAAUACAUAAUUGUAUACAAGAGACUAACAAAGUCGAUAGAAAAGACCUUUUAAUGUAUAAAACCAAAAAAGAAGAGAAAAAGAGUUUACCAUUUGUUUCUACAUAUGGGUCACAUAGUAAAGCCAUAGAAAAAAUUGUGUUAAAAUAUUGGCCCAUUAUCCAGCAGGAUAGAACAAUAGGGAAGUGUUACCCUAAUAAUCCUAUGUUUAGCUAUAAAAGGGGCGAGUGCAUACGGGACAUAUUAUGCCCAUCUGAAAUUGACCCCCCAAAGAGCAGCACACAAAGAUUUUUGGGAAAACCUAAAAAGGGAACAUUUGCUUGCCUUAAUUGUGUGUGUUGCGCAUCUAUUAUCAAGGGAGAUAGGGUUAAUCACCCCUUAUAUGGCACCCCCUUGUUUUUAAAAAAUUAUGCAACAUGCGACACAUGCAACGUAGUCUACCUACUUAAAUGCCCGUGUGGAAUGGCAUACGUAGGGCAAACUGCUAGGCAAAUAAAAAUACGGAUUAAGGAACAUCGAGGGUAUAUCCGAAAUUAUAAAAAAGACACCUACACAGAUACAGCAGUUGCGAGGCACUUCGCAGAAAUGAAACACAAUGUCAAUCAGUUGAAAUGGCUUGUUCUAGAAGUAGUGCAAAACCCUCCUAGGGGAGGGGAUGUGAAAACCAAAUUGUUACAACGGGAAAUGUACUGGAUUAAGAAACUAAACACUAUGAAUCCAAAAGGCUUGAAUGAGUCUUGGAGCGUAAAAAGUUUCUUAUAAAAAGUUCUUUAUAAACGGUCCUAAUAUGUGCAUUACUCUUCUCUUCCAGAUAUUGAUCAGUAUUAAUAGCCAAGAUAUGUUUGAAAACUUCUAAUGUCACUGUUUUUCCUACUUCCACCUUAAAGACUUAUCGCAAAAAGUAAAGACACACAACAGACACCAUUGAAACGCUUCAAAAGACUUUAUUUGUACCAAACAAAAAUCUGUAUUGGACAUUGUCACGCUUCAGUAUGUUUUUCUAAAUAAUUUUUUCACUAAUCUUUUAGGCAAGGGUUAAUAAUUGGAAAGUUCGUUUCCAUUAUAUUGUGUCACUUCCUGUCUAACACCUUUUAAGUAAUGAUGCACUGAUUGUCUCCACACUUGACAAAGAGCCUUCUAUGGUUCGAAACAUGUAGUGUUGGCAAAUAAACACUGAUGAUUUAGCAGUUAA